ACACAACGCCAUGUCCAAGUGGAAUAACAUUUUUGACAAGGUCAAGGUACAGGCUCAAGCCGCCGGUGCGCAUGCGCAGCAGUUGAUCAAUGUGAGUCCGAUCGCGAGGUUGUCGGAAGAGGACUCGUCGCGGUGUCCAGCGGCGAUGGCGCGUUCGCGUCGACGCUGACAACAGGACGGGGCCCAGACGGCCCGCGGACAGGGCCAGGGUCCCAGCAUUAUGCAGCGCGCGCAGGCCGGUGGUAACAACUUCAUGCAGGGCUUCAC
This is a messenger RNA of Cutaneotrichosporon oleaginosum, 267 nucleotides long. RefSeq lists its product as uncharacterized. The record is from RefSeq and is a predicted model, not a curated record. Gene Ontology annotation, molecular function: actin binding. NCBI's taxonomy places the organism in Eukaryota, Fungi, Basidiomycota, Tremellomycetes, Trichosporonales, Trichosporonaceae.